Cryptomeria japonica (Japanese cedar) is the source of this 855-nucleotide messenger RNA. RefSeq lists its product as uncharacterized. The record is from RefSeq and is a predicted model, not a curated record. NCBI's taxonomy places the organism in Eukaryota, Viridiplantae, Streptophyta, Pinopsida, Cupressales, Cupressaceae. The transcript is spliced from 2 exons. The coding region runs from base 1 to 855 and encodes 284 amino acids.
AUGAAGUUCUUAGCUGAGAAACCCAUGGAGAGUUUGGAUGACAAUGUGCUUUAUGUGUCGAGGAAGAAUGUAGAGUGGCAAAAUUCAAUCAUCAAACAAAGCCAUGAGGAAUCUAGAAGGUUGCUUAAAGAGUUGGUAGAUCUGAUUGACACAAUGCAAAAAGAUCUUAAGUGUAUUGACAUUCAACUCAUGAAGGAAGAUGCUCAAACAAUUGAAGCUGUUGCAGACAUGGAAAAUUUCUUUAAGGAAAUAAAGUUCAUCAGGGAAACAAAGUUCUUGACUACUAAUGAUUUCUCAAAGGUGGCUAGAAUAGAGUCAAUAUUCACAGUUUGCUCUGAUCAUUUGGAGGAAGAAGAAAUUGAAGAUAAAAUUGAUCUUGAAGGUGAGUCAAUAAGUGCCCUUGAAGAGCUAAAAAAUGUUCGGAGAGAAUAUAAAUGCUACAAAAAAUCAGUCCAAGAAAAAUGUGAUCAACUAAGCAAAUGCCUUGAAGAAUCCAAUAAGAAUAUCAGCACGUUGACAACUCAACUAGAAGAAGCCAAAGGGAUGUGUGAAGGCGUAAAAUCAGAUUUUGAUGCCAAGAAGAGAAGGGGUGAGGAGUUGGAGAUAGAAGUAGAAACAAAAGGAAAGGAGUGUCAAAGGUUGGAAGAUGAAGUUGAAAUUCUCAGGGAAGAGCUUGAGAAGUGUCAAGAGGAGCUCAAGAUGAGAAUCAAAUAUGGAAAUAGCAUUGAGGCUUUGGAUAAGAUGUUUAGAAAUGAAAAGCACUCCAAGGAUACAGAAGGUGUUGGAUAUGAUUUUGGUCAAUUCUCUACCAGCAAGGACACAUCUAAGAAGGAGAUACAUUUUGUCUUCAAAUGA